AUGGCGUUCAUCCAGACUGGCUUUGUCGAUGAGCUUAUCAGGAAUGGCUACAAAAACCUAGCCAAAUCCUUCAACUUUACAUUCCGAUAUAUCGACGAUUUUAUCGGUAAUCUGACCAGUCGUGGGACCACAAGUCAUUUCGGUAAUCUGACCAGUCGUUGGACCACAAGUCAUUUCGGUAAUCUGACCAGUCGUGGGACCACAAGUCACAUCAGUAAUCUGACCAGUCGUGUGACCACAAGUCACAUCGGUAGUCUGACCAGUCGUGUGACCACGAGUCAUCUCGGUAAUCCAACCCGUCGUGUGACCACAAGUCACAUCGGUAAUCUGACCAGUCGUGGGACCACAACUCACAUCAGUAAUCUGACCAGUCGUGUGACUACGAGUCAUCUCGGUAAUCCGACCCGUCAUGGGACCACAAGUCAUUUCGGUAGUCUGACCAGUCGUGUGCCCACAAGUCACAUCAGUAAUCUGACCAGUCGUGUGACCACAAGUCACAUCGGUAAUCUGACCAGUCGUGGGACCACAAGUCACAUCAGUAAUCUGACCAGUCGUGUGACUACGAGUCAUCUCGGUAAUCCGACCCGUCAUGGGACCACAAGUCAUUUCGGUAGUCUGACCAGUCGUGUGCCCACAAGUCACAUCAGUAAUCUGACCAGUCGUGUGACCACAAGUCACAUCGGUAAUCUGACCAGUCGUGGGACCACAAGUCACAUCAGUAAUCUGACCAGUCGUGUGACUACGAGUCAUCUCGGUAAUCCGACCCGUCAUGGGACCACAAGUCAUUUCGGUAGUCUGACCAGUCGUGUGCCCACAAGUCACAUCAGUAAUCUGACCAGUCGUGUGACCACAAGUCACAUCGGUAAUCUGACCAGUCGUGGGACCACAAGUCACAUCAGUAAUCUGACCAGUCGUGUGACUACGAGUCAUCUCGGUAAUCCGACCCGUCAUGGGACCACAAGUCACAUCGGUAGUCUGACCAGUCGUGUGCCCACAAGUCACAUCAGUAAUCUGACCAGUCGUGUGACCACAAGUCAUCUCGGUAAUCUGACCAGUCGUGGGACCACAAGUCACAUCAGUAAUCUGACCAGUCGUGUGACUACGAGUCAUCUCGGUAAUCCGACCCGUCAUGGGACCACAAGUCACAUCGGUAGUCUGACCAGUCAUGGGACCACAAGUCAUCUCGGUAAUCUGACAAGUCGUGGGACCACAAGUCACAUCGGUAGUCUGACCAGUCGUGUGUCCACAAGUCACAUCAGUAAUCUGACCAGUCGUGUGACCACAAGUCAUGUCGGUAAUCUGACCAGUCGUGUGACCACAAGUCAUCUCGGUAUUCUGACCAGUCGUGGAACCACAUGUCAUCUCGGUAAUCUGACCAGUUGUGGGACCACACGUCACAUCGGUAAUCUGACCAGUCGUGUGACCACAACUCAUCUCGGUAAUCUGACAUGUCGUGGGACCACAAGUCACCUCAGUAAUCUGUUCAGUCGUGGUACGACAAGUCACCACGGUAUUCUGACUAGUCCUGGUACCACAAGUCACCUGAGUAAUCUAACUUGUCGUGGGACCAAGUCACCACGAUAA
Messenger RNA from Mizuhopecten yessoensis (Yesso scallop), 1584 nucleotides. RefSeq names its product repetin-like. The record is from RefSeq and is a predicted model, not a curated record. NCBI's taxonomy places the organism in Eukaryota, Metazoa, Mollusca, Bivalvia, Pectinida, Pectinidae. The coding region runs from base 1 to 1584 and encodes 527 amino acids. The transcript has 3 exons.